AAAUUUAAGGAAUUGUAUCAUUUGUUUUUUUGGAAAUGGAGUCGUUUAAUUUGAAGAGAUCAUUGAAAAGCUUAAGCUUAAUUCAAUCUGUGUGGGAGGAAGGGCAUAAUUUUUCAUCCGAGCAAGAAAAAGCCGACUAUCCGUGAACCAGUAACAGAUAACAGCGGAGCGCCUUUUCCGCUGCAACCUCUCGAAUACGAUGGACAGACAUCGAGGCGACCGCUUCGGCGACGGCGGAAAGUACUCGAGAAUGCCGUCACGGUGGCCUUCGGAUACUCCACCGAACCAGCACCAACGUUUCCCUAGAGGAGGUGGAAUCUCCGGCAGUGGUGAAGGCUUCUCCGGUGGCCGUUACCACCCUUACCGCGGCCAGCCCGACUAUUCUUCCGCUGGUGGUCAGGGCUUCCGCGAUGGUCAUGGGGACCUAGGUGGGCAUCAGAUGCCUAUGAAUGCUCAAAAGCGAGGGUUUGCGGGGAGAGGAGGCUCUCCAGACUAUGGUGAGGGAAACAAAUUUGCUAAGCUGUUCGUUGGAUCAGUUCCAAAAACUGCAACUGAAGAAGAUAUUCGCCCUUUAUUUGAGGAACAUGGUGAUGUUGUUGAAGUGGCAUUGAUCAAGGACUGGCGAACUGGUCAACAACAAGGUUUUUGUUUCAUUAAAUAUGCAUCUUCAGAGCAUGCUGAUAGAGCUAUAAGAGCUUUGCACAAUCAGUUUACAUUACCUGGGGCAACGGGACCUAUUCAAGUCAAAUAUGCUGAUGCUGAACGGGAACGAUUUGGCCCAGCUGAGGACAAGUUAUUUGUUGCAUCACUCAACAGGCGGGCCACGGAAAAGGAAGUUGAGGAAAUUUUUGCUCUCUAUGGGCAUGUUGAGGAUGUCUACCUUAUUAAAGAUGAGAUGAAACAGAGUCGUGGAUGUGGCUUUGUGAAGUUUUCGAAUAGGGAUAUGGCUUUAGCAGCAAUGAAUGCACUACAUGGGACCUAUGUGAUGAGGGGAUGCGAGCAGCCAUUGAUUGUUCGGUUUGCAGAACCAAAGAGGCCAAGGCCUUUUGAUCAGAGGAAUGCCCCUGCAUUUGGUGGUCCUGGGUUUGGUCCUCAUUCUGAUGCCGUAAUCCUUAAUAGACAACCAGAAAAAUUUGAUGAGCCACGAGGUGGACACGUACCGCAUAAGGGUUGGCCCCCACUUAGUCCUCAGAGUGGUGUUCUGCCAUCACAGUCAAGUACUCAAGGAUUGGGAAGCCAAACAGUUGGCAUGGGUGGCAUUCCUCCUACAUUGGUUGGACCCGGUUCCUUUGGAGAUGGUUUGCCUCCUUCAAAUGGUGCUUUGCCAAACCUUGCACCAAUAUCAUCAUCUUCUCAGAGUUUUAACCCUCCUCUUGCACAAGCCCCGCCAUCUAUUGGUCAACAAAUUUUACCAUUGCAGAAGUCUCUCCAGCUCCCCCAAAAUGUACCACCGGCUUUGCCAUUGCAUAAUGCUCUGAUUUCAUUUUCGCAUGCACAAACACAAGCUUUACAAGCACCGAUGCAGCAACUUGGACAGUUUCCGCUCCCUCAAUCUAUUGCCCUCAACUCCUUCAGCCAAGCACAGCAAGUUCCUGGUCUUAGUGGACAAUUGUCUGCUUCGUCAUCUCUAACGCCACAAAAUGCUACUGCUGCUGCUCUUCAUAAUCCUUUAGGCCUACAACAACAAGGCUUAACAGGUGUUCCUAAUCAACAGCAGUUACCUAUUUCGAGCAUCUCACAGCACCUGCUUCAGCAACCAGGACAUCAGUUGCCGACCCAGAUGCUGCUGCAGCAGCAAGCACAAACUUUACAAUCAAGCUACCAGACUUCACAGCAGGCAAUUUUUCAGAUUCAACAACAGCUACAGAUGAUGCAGCAGUCAAAUAUAAGCCAGCAGCAGAGUUCUCAGUCUGCCAAGCAGCAGUCGCCAUGGUCCGGCCCACCAGCCACUACAACUACUCCUGCUAGUAUGCAUGGUACUGCUAUCCCAUCGACAAUAUCUGCAGCCCCAUUACAUGCUUUAAGCGCACCUUCUGGAGCAGUUACUUCAACUUGCAACUGGACAGAGCAUACUUCUCCUGAAGGAUUUAAAUAUUACUACAAUAGUGUCACUCGUGAAAGUAAGUGGGAGAAACCAGAAGAGUUAACAGUUUUUGAGCAACAACAACAGCAAAAGUUGCUAUUACUGCAGCAGCAGCAGCUACUGCUUCAGCAACAGAAAAUUUCUGCUCCACAACUUAAAUCUCCCUCUGAAACUGCAUCACAGAUGCAGGUUCAGACACCGGUCCAGUCUGUCCAACAAGUGGCUCAGACACAAGUACAGCCUCAAAUUCAGCCAAGACAGCAAACUCAAUUGCAGAUCCUUCAGCCUUCUUUAGUUUAUCAUCAGGCAUCUGGUGCGGCUAGUCAUCAAACUGUUCAGGAUAUCAGCAAUCCACAGCUACAUGGAGCUGGUUCUGGGAUUCAGGUCUCACAAGAGUGGGCUUGGAAAAAUAAACCUGCAGGUUCCUGAAGCUACGACUUUUGAGUCUUUAACGAGGGAUCACCUGAAAGCAAGCUGCAAGUCUCGACCGUAGAUUGAUUGUGCUGGAAAGGCAGUAGCAGAACCACUUUUAAGGACUCAAGAGUUGCGAAGGAACUUCCUGUAACAGUGCUGUUGUAAACUACAUAUAGGCUUUUAACUUCAAAAUCUAAAAGAAAGAUAGAAUUUUGAAUAAAUUUCUUAUUUAUCAAGAUAUUGCUCUUCCCCUGUUUUGGUGCAUUGUUACAUUCUUUUUCACUGCCAUUAAUAGCUGCAGCAUCAUUUAGUUCC
Dendrobium catenatum is the source of this 2812-nucleotide messenger RNA. RefSeq names its product flowering time control protein FCA-like. Gene Ontology annotation, molecular function: mRNA binding; protein binding. Bases 200 to 2512 code for a protein of 770 amino acids. Lineage: Eukaryota; Viridiplantae; Streptophyta; Magnoliopsida; Asparagales; Orchidaceae. The transcript is spliced from 20 exons. The record is from RefSeq and is a predicted model, not a curated record. Gene Ontology annotation, cellular component: nucleus; cytoplasm; ribonucleoprotein complex.